UCGCUCUCUCUUUUACAUUACAAUGGCUGAUCUUAAGGCAAAGGGCGGCUUCGAGGAGGCCAAGGUUCACCGAAUCCGCAUUACCCUCACCAGCGUUAACGUCGCUAGCCUCGAGAAGGUCUGCGCUGACCUCAUCAAGGGUGCCAAGGACAAGAAGCUCAAGGUCAAGGGCCCCGUCCGUCUCCCCACCAAGGUUCUCCGCAUCACCACCCGCAAGACUCCCUGCGGUGAGGGUUCCAAGACCUGGGAUCACUACGAGAUGCGCAUCCACAAGCGCCUCAUCGACCUGCACAGCCCCUCUGAGAUCGUCAAGCAGAUCACCUCCAUCUCCAUCGAGACUGGCGUCGAGGUCGAGGUCACCAUUGCCGACAUCUAAACAUCGUCCAAUAACCUUGUCCUUUGUAUCUGCGUCCCUGCGCAGCACUGUGCUCCUGUCUGUGUUGCAACUGUGGUGCAUUUUUUAUGAUGGAAUGAAACAGCACGUCCUUCAUUGAAGAUCCGAUUCCCUGUGCAUGCAUUGAAGCGAGUG
Messenger RNA from Capsaspora owczarzaki ATCC 30864, 529 nucleotides. RefSeq names its product ribosomal protein S20. Gene Ontology annotation, cellular component: cytosolic small ribosomal subunit; ribosome. Gene Ontology annotation, molecular function: structural constituent of ribosome. The transcript has 3 exons. Gene Ontology annotation, biological process: translation. The record is from RefSeq and is a predicted model, not a curated record. Lineage: Eukaryota; Filasterea; Ministeriida; Capsasporidae. The coding region runs from base 23 to 376 and encodes 117 amino acids.